This is a messenger RNA of Fundulus heteroclitus (mummichog), 1606 nucleotides long. It is a transcript of the gene mbd3a, whose product is annotated as methyl-CpG binding domain protein 3a. The transcript has 7 exons. Lineage: Eukaryota; Metazoa; Chordata; Actinopteri; Cyprinodontiformes; Fundulidae. The record is from RefSeq and is a predicted model, not a curated record. The coding region runs from base 163 to 891 and encodes 242 amino acids.
CGGAUAGCUGUCGCGCGUCCGGCGGAGUGAUCUGAAGGCGUCCCGAGAGCAGGACUCGACAGCUAAACCGACUGUAAUUUCAGAACAGGUAGAUAGCAGACUUUUCCCCCCUCUCUUCUCGGCGCAGAACCAGCGGCCGACACGGCGACACACACCGGGACCAUGGAGAGGAAGAGUCUACCCGUCAAGCGCAUUCUCAACAAGCCCCAGAUCUUCCGCAAUGACCUUCGCACCGACGCCAACGCCGGCCAGUCACGGGCGGGCCGAUCGCUGCAGGCCAAAGUGCAGAGAAGCAGACACAAGCACCUCUACGACGUAAACCAUCAGAUCAAGGUCAAACCUGACUUGAACACGACACUCCCUGUUCGACAGACUGCCUCCAUCUUCAAGCAGCCUGUCACUAAGAUAACUAACCAUCCCAGCAACAAGGUGAAAACAGACCCUCAGAAAGCGGUGGACCAACCAAAACAACUGUUCUGGGAGAGGAAGUUGAGCGGGCUAAAUGCAUUCGACAUAGCAGAAGAGCUGGUGAAAACUAUGGACCUUCCCAAAGGUUUACAGAGUGUCGGCCCUGUGUGUUCCGAUAAAACGCUGCUCUCUGCCAUCGCCAGCGCCCUGCACACCAGCCCGGCGCCCAUCACUGGCCAGCUCACGGCUGCGGUGGAGAAAAACCCCGGCGUCUGGCUGAACACGGCGCAGCCGCUCUGCAAAGCAUUUGUAGUGACCGACGAUGACAUCAGGAGGCAGGAGGACCUGGUGCAGAACGUGAGGAGGCGACUGGAAGAGGCCCUGAUGGCCGACUCUCUUGCUCAUAUAGAGGAUGUAGCGGCGGACGAAGCGGUGGACAAAGCGGAGCAGAGCAGCGAGCCGCCGGAGAAGGAGGAGGUAUAGCCACGGCAGGUUUGCUGAUACUACUCCGUAUAUACAUAUAUAUAUUAAAAAAACCUCCAUCUUUAAUUUGUAUGCAGGAAAGCAAUUGAAAUCUGAAAGUUUUCCUAACCUAAACAAAGACUGUCAUCUUUAUUGUUUUUAUAUUUUUACACUUGGUAGUUUAUUCCUAAAAGGGUGCUUUUUGUUUUGUUUUGUUUUUUACCUCUACUAAUGUAAGGCAGCUGUGGAUGGUGCUCCUCAAUACAAUGCAGUGUUACAUUUAGUUUCCAGAUGUUUAACCUCAGCGUUGAAGUUACAAACCUCACACAUGUGAAUUUCUGUUGCAAUGUUUAUGUCGGUUCUGCAGAGGCUGUGUAUAUUUUUAAACCGUUCUCCCUGAUUGUGUUGCUUUAUAUUUCACCGAUGCUGUGGGCAGUUUGUUAUACGACGCGUGUCUCCGGAAGAGCUGCAGUAUUUUUCUACGAACACAGCACUAAGUGUGGCUGUGGAUAAACGGCUGUCUUCAAGUUUCACCAUUUUAGUUUUGUCCACAAUACUUUGAGUUUACUAAACCCGAGUCCUUGUAUUUGCGUCGGCAGAUUUCUUCUGUUCUUUAGCCAACGGAGUCGGAGCUUGGAGAGUAACAUUAAAGAUCUGAAAGUGUCCAACACCAACGCACUGCACUGUACGUCAUGAUGAUAUAUUUGGUUGUGAAAUAAAUGCAGCUUCUUUAUAA